AACGGAGGCGACGCGAAAACGUACAUAGAGAACUGUGGGAUAGCAAUUACAAGAAGGAAAUGAAUAUUUAUAUUUAGGCUUCCUUCGCAUUUCCAUCGAGACGUCAUUCAAAAUGGAAUAUUUAAGGGAAAAAAUGCACGAUUCAUUUUUAAAACGACGAAACGUAUCGGAUUAUGUGGAUUUACAUAAAGAUUUUGUUUUGGAAUGUAAAUUCCGCAUUCAUAAUUAAUGCCUUCGAUGCCCGCAACAUUUUUAAAAUGUCCGAGUGAUGUGGUGAAUGGCGGAUUUGUACUUUUCCUUAACGUUUAAUUGAUUGACGUGUCAUAGUUGGUUCGGUAGUGUCUUCACACGUUCAUGAAUACAAACCAAUGCGGCACGAUCAAUUAUUCAUUAACGUGAAUUAUUGGCAGUUAUUCCUACGUUCUGACUCAAGAUAUGCACAUUUAACUGAAAAAUGUUACAUUAAUUGCAGAAACUUCCCAUAAAACGUUUUUUUUUGUUAUUUUAAAUUAAAGAUUUGCCGGUAAAUUCUAUAAUAAAAUCUCUAAUGGAAAUACAUGCGUAAAACAAUACUUAUUGUGUUGCCUUAAUGGUUAUUAAUUUGUUAUUAUUAACUGUACAUUGCUUGGUUAUUUAAUAUUCUAAUCAGCAAUGGAAGUUGUACAUGAGGUCUUUCAACGGUCUCUGACAGACACAAUCUAAUUGUUUGUUGUAAAUGCUUCAGGAGUUAUUUAACGUAAAUAUUUGCGAUAAAAGUAAUUUAUUGUAGUCACCAAUAAGAAUAUAUUAAUUUAAGUGUUGCACGUGCUACCUUAAUGAACUUUUUAAUGGUUCUUAGAAUGCUUUUCAUAAGCCGGUACAAUUUAAAUAACAACCAACUGAUUAUUUAAUAUUUAUUGCAUAAAUUCCUGGUAAUUUUAUAUUAAUUAUAUUAUUGUAUUACACUCAAACACGAUGGACUCGAGAGUAACCAUUUUGGGCGGCGAAAAGUCCGAAUGGACGGAAGAAAAUGUCAAGGCCAAACUGUCACAUGUUCGGCUCGUUUCUGCGCAAAGAAGGUUUCCACAUUGUCGCCAGUGCGCAUAGUGUUUAACAGAUGGCGCCACCAUCGCUCGAUUACAUUUGAAUUCAAAACAAUAGUGAUGAUGUGAAGAAAAAGUGUGACCAAAAUUAAAACAAAAAAAAAAAAACAAAAAAUCUCGAGGACAAUUUCACCAGUUGCCCCCAACAACAGUAAUACACAAAUUUUAUUUAUCCAAACUCAUCAUGUUUGGAAUCAAGUCGGCAGACUGACAGUUUCGAAAUGCCAAAGCUGUAGCUUAACGAUGAACAGAUUUGAUCGUAUGUCCGGACCCAUCGGAGAGUCCGAGCAGAUCAGAAUCAUCAACAGAUUUCGCAACAAGUUCCUGACUUACUGCCGCAAACAUGACCACCUCAAAGACGACCAGCGGGAGCUCAAAUUGCACGAAACGGAGAUCGUCUAUAGCAUGACUGAAAUGUUACGUCUGUCCAGCCGACGGUUCCUUGACAUAUUGCUGAAAACGGAAAUUCCCAUCUACUACAACGACAUGCUUCGUUUUGGUAAGCGGUCAUUUAUAUUGAGAGUAUCCCAGUUCUACAUACAGCUGACCGCCCUGAACGGGGACGCGUUCGAUCCCAAGAUGAAGAAAUUCGUCGAUAUUUCCAUGGACAACGGUCUUUUCACCUGGUGCGUUGAUACGUUGCGUGGCAACAUGUACGAUCUGGCUAUUGAGGUUAUGGUGAUUAACUUGAUGAGGAACUUGCAAAAUGUGAGUGUUGAAAAAUUUGCCGAAUGCGACAAAGAACAUGCUCUGAUGGACUGGCUGUUAAAGAAAUUAUCUGAAGUAUGCCUGUUCCGACAAAUCCAAUUGGGUCUGCUGAUAUUUUAUUUGAUCCAUCCGAAUUUGAGGAACCGGGUUGGGUUCGCGAAAAUGGGGGGGUUGCUUAUAUUUUCCAAACGGAUCACACACUACGUACUAAUGGAGCCAAACGACAUACAAGAAAGGGAAUAUGUGGCUUUAUUGUAUGCCGUCCUAGAAAUUGUACUCCAACACGACGAAAGCCGAAUAAUCUUCGCCAAAUCGAACAUCAUCGAAAAAUUCGCCAUAAUCAUGGAGUCGGGGGCAUACGCAGGUUACUAUUCAUUGAAAGCAUUCAACACAGCCUUACGUGGCAAAGAGGGAAUGGAGGUGUACAAAGUGCUAGUUCCCAAUUUAAAUUCAGUCAUCAAGUUCAUGAGCGAACCGUUCAACGAAGACUUAAUGGAGGGAACCGAUUUUACUUUGGAAGAAUUCGAGUAUUACACCACAUCAAUACUUUACAACAUGCUCAGAAUAUCGAGACGCCUCAACUCCGCAAGAAUCAUCAACAUAUUCAAAAACAACAUGACGCCACUCCUUCAUAUUUUAUUGUUGCAUUCGAAGUAUUUGAAAGCCGUGAACGGGCCGCGUAAUGAGGAACUGAAGAUUCAAGCUUGGGGCACCUUGCAAUAUGUCGAUGGUAUUUUGCUGCAACUGACCGUCGAUCCAGUACUGAAGGUGCGCGUAUUGAAUCAUUUGGCGUGGAACAAAUGGCAGAGUCAUUUUCUUACCGAUGGCGUACUGUUUAUGCUCAGCACUUACGCCGAGCUGAAGUACGAGGACCAUAAAUGGGUUGGACAGGAGCAAAUGAGUUUACUGGAAUUAGCCGAUUCGUUCUAAUUGUGCCAUAAUUUAUUCAUUUAUUUAUUGUUCGUUUAAUGUUUCAUGAAUAUACGUUAAUAUUCUUA
Molecule: messenger RNA, 2788 nt
Organism: Aethina tumida (small hive beetle)
Lineage: Eukaryota; Metazoa; Arthropoda; Insecta; Coleoptera; Nitidulidae
Exons: 2
Coding region: 1326-2720 (464 amino acids)
Source: RefSeq, a predicted model, not a curated record